GAUUUCAAAUUCAGAGGGAUCCCACUCGGACCUGGGGAGGACCUGAUUCUUCUGAGUUUUGGAACCCUAGCUCUCCCACUGGUCCCAGCGCUUCCUGCCAGAGGCUGCCAGAGCAAGCGACUUUCGUCUUGCACAUUGUUUCGCAGCAAGGCAGCAUGGAGGUCGCAGCACAUUGGGUAGCAUCGCCCUGCCUGCGUGCAAGCACCAGCAGGAGGACGAGUGGUUCACCUGUAGCUGCAGGCACGGAGUCAACGCCAGCUGCGGCAUUUCACUUGUCGAGGCCCACAACAUCAGCAUUGGCAGGUGACCGCGGGCGGUUCUCGCAGUACAAUGCAGAGCCUCUUCGCCCCUGGGCCUCGGCGCUGCCCUUCCCUGCAUCCUUCUCCAGGUCGCCGCUAGCUGGCAGAGGCUGGCACUGCAAUGCGGCAUCUGCGGCAGGGGAAGAGGCUGGGCCAGCAGACAUCCAAGGGCAACUGAGCGCAGCAAGUUUCAGAUCUGAGGACGAUACAGACCCCCUUUUGGUAGCUUCUGACGCAGUGGGAGGCCCCCGCAUCAUUCACCAGAACAUCGGAGGCCCCCUGCAAGAAGAGUGCCCCCCGGCCACUUCCAAUGGGCAUGCUGGGGGUCAAGGGGUUUCUCCUGAGGGUGCACUCGCAGAGCCAGGGCCGGAAGCUGCAACAGUCAGCGGGCGAGAAGGGGACCUGACCGCCAGCAUCCUGGCUGAGAUUCGCCAGCUGGCCCUGCCCGCCCUCGGCUCCUGUUUGGCGGAUCCCCUGAUGAGUUUGAUAGACAGCUGCUGCGUGGGCCAGAUUGGGUCCGUCCAACUCGCCUCACUCGGCCCCAACACCGCCAUCUUCAACUUCGUCUUUCAGGUGUUUGGUUUCCUCGGCAUCUCCACCACCAGCAUGCUGGCAUCCCUCAGCGCCAGUGGCAGCGGGACCCCCGCAGCUGCGCAACACAAGGCUGCGCGUACCUUGAGUGUGGCCCUCACUCUGGCGCUCCUGCUGGGUGUGCUGGCGCUGGUUGUCCUGGAGUGGCAGGGGGUGGCCCUGCUGCGCGCCAUGGGCGCAUCCCCCGAGCUGCUGGGGCCCGGCCUGGCCUACCUGCGCAUCCGUGCGCUCUCAGCGCCUGCGGUGCUGGUUCUGGUGGUGGGCCAGGGCGCCUGCCUGGGCUGCCAGGACGCGCGCACACCGCUGUUCAUCUUCCUUGGCGCGGGCCUGCUCAACGUGGUGGGCGACAUCCUGCUCACGCUGCACUGGCGCUGGGGAGUGCGCGGUGCAGCAUGGGCCACCGUGGUUGCGCAGUACUGCGGCGCGGCCGUCUUCCUCUACACUCUGGCCGACAGGCUGCCUCUGCUGCCCGCCCCUACUGCGGGGGCCAUCCCCUCGCCAGACCAGGCGUCCUCUUCGCCUGCGGACCCUCGGGCAGGCGUUGCACCAGGGGGUCGGACCAAAGGAGCUCCCCGGCGCGUGCGGCGAGUGGGUCCCCCUUUCCGCCUUCAGUGGGGCGCCUGGCCGUCUGAUGAGGAAAUGCGUGCACUGGCGGGGGUCGGGGGAACGCUGGUGAUGCGCAGCUUGUGUGGCAUGGUGGUGUACACCCUGCUUGCCUACGCGGCCACUUCGCUGGGCACGCUGCACAUCGCCGCCCACCAGGUGUCCAUGCAGCUCUUCUGGUUCCUGUCGUACUUCCCGGAGCCCCUGUCCAUCAGCGCGCAGUCUCUGGUGGCCCGCGACCUCGCUGCCGAGCCGCAGCGGGCGCGGGCCAUGGCGCGCAUGUUGCUGUGGGCCGGCUGUGGCAUCGGGCUGGUGCUGGGGGUGGUCGUGUGGGCUGUGCCCCGCGUGUGGGGCCACGUGCUGGCCGCCGACGUGGCGGUGCGUCGCGGCGUGGUGGCCGUGUCGGCGCAGAACGCGGUGUGCAGCUGGCUGUGCGCGCUGGCCGUCGUGCUGGACGGGGUCGCCAUCGGAUCAGGUGACUACGGCUACAUGCCCCGCAUGCAGUUCUUGAACAUGCUGGGCGUUGGCGCCGCCCUGCGCACGGCGUGGGCCGCGGGAUGGGGCCUGCCCGGCGUCUGGCACUGCCUGACGCUCUUCUUCGUGCUGCGCAUCGCGUACCACGCCGUCCACAUUGCCAACAACAGAAAGACCCACGUACUCGGCUGGUGAUCUACACAGUUGCCGUCAUUCAACGGCUACCACUGGAAGUGGAAACUUGCAUCUGACAAGUUGAUCGUUCGGACAUCGACCUUGGCGACCCCAAAAGUUUUGCGAUGAUAUUAAAUGCACGUUUUCCGCUGACAAACAGCUGAGACUAACCAUGCCUGCGAAUUUUUGUGAUUUACUUGUAACAGUAGUUAGCGCUCAUAGUUGUAAAGGAGACAGAGCUCGCAUGGAUGCGCCCAGCAAGCCGGUAAUUCAAAGUUCAGGAUCAGCUCAUCCUCUGUGUUGUCAAGGGUUGCCGUUAGUUAGCCUGAGGCUGGUCUUUAGUGAACCUGCACGCCAAUCAAGUCUUAUUAGCCCUAGAUUUUGUGUGGCUGGUGUGGUGCAACGUGUUUGACUGGAUCUGAAACACUCGUAGCUUCAUAGUAGGUUUAUUGGCACGCAG
Molecule: messenger RNA, 2601 nt
Organism: Klebsormidium nitens
Lineage: Eukaryota; Viridiplantae; Streptophyta; Klebsormidiophyceae; Klebsormidiales; Klebsormidiaceae
Source: the annotation of a GenBank genome assembly